AAGGACAAAUCAAUCUUAUGAACUGAUGUGGUAGUGGUUUGAGCACCUUCGCAAACAUCCUCUCUCUAGAAAAAAGACUUGGGACGUAUCAAUUGUAUCGGUGUAAGAAUUUUGUGUUUACUUCUUAGCUCAAACCACAACCACAUCAUGAACAUAGCUGGUACAUUGUAAGUCCCACCAACACAAAUUUGUCAUGGACUACACAACAUCAUCUGAUUCUUACAGAUACUUCUCUUACACAAAUUAAACUCAUUCUUGCUUAUAAGUAUCUGGUUUAUAGCGUAUCUUCUUGAAAUUGUAAGACAACGAUGGAAACAGAAGUGGCUACAGCUAGAAGGCCUCAUGUUCUUGUCGUCCCGUACCCUGCACAAGGCCACAUUAAUCCUGCACUAGAGUUUGCUAAGUAUCUAGCCUCAAAGGGUGUUCGAAUUACGUUUAUCACGACUAAAGCUGUGACCAAGUCUGCGAAAUCUUCGCUUUGCGGCUUACUUACCAUAGUCGAUGUUUCGGAUGGUUCAGAAGACGUGAAGGAUCCUGAGAGCAUAGAAGGCUACUUCAAGCGCUUCAAGGCCGUGUUUUCAAAGAACUUGGCAAGAUUCAUCGAUGAACAGAGGGAUGCUGCUCAAGUUAUUGUGUAUGAUUCUACCAUGCCAUGGGUUCUGGACAUAGCCCAUGAGCGAGGCUUACGUGGAGCGUCGUUUUUCACUCAGUCUUGUGCUGUCUCUGCUGUCUUCUACCAUUUGAAGCAAGAGACACUAAGAUUUCCUUAUGAAGAUUCUGUAGUAUCGUUGCCUUCGCUGCCUGCUCUUGGGACGAAAGAUUUGCCUUCUUUUCUUGAGUUUACGGAUCCUAAGCAAACUAUUCCAACAGUUAUGGCUGAUCAGUUCUCGAAUCUUGAGAAAGUGGAUUGGAUCUUUCUCAACACAUUCGACAAGCUGGAAAAUCAGGUAGUCGAGUGGAUGGCAAGUCGAUAUCCGAUCAAGACAGUUGGACCGACGUUUUCGUUAUUGCAGAUGGACAAGAAACUUUCCAACAGCAAGAAUCAUACAAUCAACUUGCUUGAGCCCGCCUGCACAGAAUGGCUAGACUCAAGGGAAACCGGCUCUGUUGUUUACGUAUCUUUUGGAAGCAUAGCAUCUCUGGGGAAAAAACAAAUGGAGGAAGUAGCAUGGGGACUAAUGACGAGCAACUGCUACUUUCUGUGGGUAGUAAGACCUUUGGAAGUGGAUAAGCUCCCCGAUGAUUUCACUUCAUUGGCCUCAGAAAAAGGCCUAAUUGUCGGCUGGUGCAAGCAACCGGAAGUCCUGGCUCAUCGUGCCAUUGCAUGUUUCCUAACUCAUUGUGGGUGGAAUUCCACGCUUGAAGCAUUGAGCUGUGGGGUGCCGCUUAUAGCCAUGCCUCAGUGGGUAGACCAGCAGAUGAAUUCCAAAUUUAUUGAGGACGUUUGGGGAGUUGGGGUGAGAGUUAAACGUGGUGAAGACGGGAUUGUUGGUAGAGAAGAAAUUGCAAUGUGCAUAAAAGAGGUUACUGAAGAGGAUAGAGGAAUGGAACUCAAGAGAAAUGCAUGUAUGUGGAAGGAUUUGGUCAAUGAAGCAGUGGAAAAAGGUGGUACUUCUGCUAACAACAUUGAGGAUUUUGUUUCAAAACUUAUGUGCAUUUCUGGAUAAUAUGGGAUGAAGAAACAGGAAGAGAUUUUGAUCAUCAGAGGGGCCGUAUUUUUUCGUUCUCUCAACUAUUCUUUGCUACUCUCAUUUUUAGGGGGAAAUAAAGGGGGUAAGAUGUAUGUCUGCGUAGAAAAUACUUAUAGUGAUGGUCUUUUAAGUGUAUUUUCAUAAUUUUGGUUCUUAAGUUUUAAGUUUUGUAGUUUAUUCCAUCAUGCAUCUCCGACAACACUACCUUGACAAGAUAUAAGGGAUACAAUCUGUAGUUUGGAAAUCUUACUCGGGGAAUUGCUACACGAUUUUCACUAAAUUUAAUCAAGUACAUGUUUUACUACUGCUACAAAGAGGCCCACACACCAGCCGACUUCUUGGCAC
Molecule: messenger RNA, 2036 nt
Organism: Sesamum indicum (sesame)
Lineage: Eukaryota; Viridiplantae; Streptophyta; Magnoliopsida; Lamiales; Pedaliaceae
Product: UDP glycosyltransferase 9
Molecular function (GO): quercetin 3-O-glucosyltransferase activity; quercetin 7-O-glucosyltransferase activity
Source: RefSeq, a predicted model, not a curated record